CUCGACACUUCGCACUGCCGUCCUCCGUUACGUGGUUGCCAGGUCGCACUUGCCGGAUACGUUUGUGCACAUCAUCCGGAUGACUGUCAAAUGAAGGGGCACCAAAAUAGAAUCGUCGCUGCUGGCGUGGUGGGUUUCACAGUUGGUUUUUGCAGGUCGGUCAUGGCGAUGGCCAGCACGAUGUCGGCGCCGUUGGUGACGGCUCCGUUACCAGUAUCGUCGACGCUGCACAUGGAAAUCCGCAUCAAGACCCUCAACGACCACACGUUCUCGCUCACGGUCGCCCGGUCGGUGUCGAUCCGCGACCUCAAAACCACGUUGCAGACCACGACGGCGGUGCCACCACAGCGCCAGCGACUCAUCUACCGAGGAAAGCUCCUCCGUGACGGCGACCUCCUCAGUGCGUACAAUGUCGAGGAUGGCCACACCGUGCACAUGGUGGCACGACCUGAUCGCGCGCAGCAACCGACUUCGCCCACUCCAUUGUCGUCGUCACGUUUGGCACCGCUUCACGACACCGCCGAGAUGCUUCAGUCGCGACUUGCUCGUCUCGACGCAUCGACGGCAAGUUCGCUCGCAACGAUGCGCCGACGGCUUGGCGUCGACUCGGGCUUUGCCACGUCCCUGCCCGCUGCCUCUCGCAUGCACCAUGAUCGUCUUGACUUUUUGCGGUCUCGAUACGGGCCGUCGGACUCGACACCAUCCAACGAGCCCGAGUCGGAAGCGUCCACGAUUGCACCACCGCCAUCUGUGGAGCACAUUCGCCAGGGCUUGUUGACGAUUCAAUCGAUGCUAUCGCUGCCAGCUACGCCGGUAGCAGCUGGGGAGCCAUCGCCACCAUCGCGGCAAUUCUUUGUUGGACAAUGGCUCGAUGUCAAGGACACGGUCAACCAGUGGCUGGAAGGCACGAUCCUCGAAGUAAAUGAGGACCAAGUGUUCGUCCAUUACCACGGGUGGCCGUCUCGGUGGGACGAGUGGAUCGAUCGCAAGUCGCCCCGCCUCGCGGCAUUCCGCACGAGAACGCUGCAUGGCGCAGGGACUUCGCGCCACUUGUCGCCGGCUCCAAUGCUCGCAUCUCAUCAACCCGCCGCGGGGUCGACCCAGACCACGAUUCGCACGUUGUUGCCGCAACUGCAGUCCGUCCUCCACGAGAUGCUUCCGUUCGUCAACGAAUUGGCGAGCGCUCUUGACGCGAACGUUCCGUCGGCGACUGAAGCCACCGACUCUGACGACGACAUGCCGGACGAUUCGUCGUCGCCACAAGUGCGCAAUCUCGUCGCGACGGUCGCCCCGUUGUUUGACCGCGUCGGGAGGCUCCUGGCAGAUGCCGCACCCGCCGUCCAGGCCAUUGCAGGCCAUCAAGACAGCGCCAGUCGUUCGACGCAUGGCUUGGACAUCCCGUCGUUCCGCGAGCUCAUUGCCGUGAGCGAGCUCGCGUCGCAUGCGUCGCCACAGCCGCUGCCUCGCCGCAGCAUUGACGUCCACAUCCACGCCAUUCUCGCACCCAACUCGUCGUCGUCGUCGUCCUUUGCCUCUGAGAUGGAUGGAAUUCAGCGGUGGCGGGAGCUGUCGGAGCGACUGUCGCAACCAUCGACGUCACUCCGACAUGCACGACGCGGUGGCGCCAUCGAGACGUCCCCGCCGUUGGUAGAAGAGCUGCCCGACACCAUCGACCGGUCCAACGCGUCUCCAUCACCCCUGGGAGACUUGUUGCCCGAGCUGCAACCGUUUGAAUCCCACCCCACGUCGAUGCCUUCGUCGUCCAUGCCGACGUUCCUCGACGUCAUUCGGCGCACCAUGCACGAUCUGACCCCAUCGACGGUGGCGUCGCAAAAUGCAUGGGCGGCCACCACCGCCGAUGCAAGCAUGCAAGUCGACAACAACGACGACGAUCUCGACGCGGUUGUGGCCGAGGAUAUUCAAGACAUGGAGUGAAAGCACUAGAACGGUCCAGUUGCAUAUUUGAUUUGUGUGGCAUGGAUGGUUAACAUGUGGGUAAGGCAAAGCGAGUGCAGAUGGUCGAGAUGACG
Messenger RNA from Aphanomyces invadans, 2030 nucleotides. RefSeq lists its product as hypothetical. NCBI's taxonomy places the organism in Eukaryota, Oomycota, Saprolegniomycetes, Saprolegniales, Verrucalvaceae. Gene Ontology annotation, cellular component: BAT3 complex. The transcript is spliced from 8 exons. Gene Ontology annotation, molecular function: polyubiquitin modification-dependent protein binding; misfolded protein binding. The coding region runs from base 91 to 1935 and encodes 614 amino acids. The record is from RefSeq and is a predicted model, not a curated record.